Didymodactylos carnosus is the source of this 3063-nucleotide messenger RNA. NCBI's taxonomy places the organism in Eukaryota, Metazoa, Rotifera, Eurotatoria, Philodinida, Philodinidae. The record is from the annotation of a GenBank genome assembly.
AUGUUAGCUCGUGGUGUAAGAAAUGUUAUUUAUAAUUAUACCGAUGCACAGAGAAAAGUUCGAGAAGCAACAAGCAAUGAUGCAUGGGGGCCAUCACCGGCGCUUAUGCAUGAAAUAGCUGAUUUAACACAUAAUGUUGUUGCCUAUGCUGAAAUAAUGCCCAUUGUAUGGAAACGUUUAAAUGAUCACGGUAAAAAUUGGCGACAUGUUUAUAAAUCCCUUGUCCUAUUAGAUUAUUUAAUUAAAUAUGGCAAUGAACGUGUUAAUCAACAAUGUAAAGAAAAUAUAUUUGCUAUUCAAACAUUAAAAGAUUUUCAAUAUAUUGAAGAUAAUAAAGAUCAAGGUUUUAAUGUUAGAGAAAAAGCAAAACAAUUGGUCUCAUUAUUAAAAGAUGAUGAACGUUUGAAAAAUGAACGACGAAAAGCGCAAGAAGGUCGAAACAAUUACUAUCAACAAGCAAUGGGAAUGGACUCAAAUGGUGCAAUAACAUACGGAAGACAAACAGCACCAGUAAGACGAAAUAGUACAAAUGAUAUAACACAAGCAAAUAGUGAUUAUCCGUCGAACAAUAAUUAUAUGAGUAAUACAAACACCGUAAGAUCAUCGUCGUUCAAUGAUGGAAUAAACACACAUACUAAAAAAGAAUUUGUACAACCAACAAAUCAAGAAGAAGAACAAUUACAAAUGCAAAUUGCUCUAGCUGAAUCUCAACGUGAAGCAGAAGAAGAAGAAAGACGACGACGAAAUGAUGAUUUAAGAUUAAAAAUGGCAUUGGAACGAUCAGUUAGUGAAAAUUCAACUGAUGCAAAUCAAGCGCAGUCAUUCGAUAUGUCUAACCCAAGUCAGCUCGAUCCAUCAUUAUUUACUCAACGUCCAAUGGAUCAUACAACAUGGAAUGAUGCGAAUCCCGCAUCAGACUUUGGAUGGAAUACAAAACCCACAAAUAACAGUGGCUUCUCAUCGUACGACACAUCAUCACGUACAAACGAUCCAUGGUCAUCAGAGCCAGCUACUGCUUUAGCAUCUUCAACAUUAGAUCCUUGGCAAUUGCCUAAUUUAAAAUCUUCAGCAUGGCAAGGAAAUACUAUUGGACUCAAUUCUCAAAAUAAUUCUCUACCACGUACAUCAACAUCACCAUUGUUAAUAACAAAUAAUACAGCGGCAACAACAACAAAUAAUAAUCCUUGGGAUAGCUUAACAAAUGAUUCUCAUACAAUAACAGCAUCAUCAGAUGAUCCAUGGGGUUUAAGUACAGGCGAUCCACGAAAUAAUUCACAUACAACAAAUAUUUCUCCAUCUCAAAAUGAUCAAAGGCAUACAACAAAACAAGCAGAUAAUGAAUUAAAUGAAUUUUUUGGGGUGACCGAUAAUUAUUCAAAGACGGUUUCUUCAUCGGCAUUUUCUACUACAACAACAUCGACAAAUCCAUGGAAUAUGCCCUUGUUAUCUACUAAUUUGCCGCCACAAACAACAUCACCAAUUCAAAAUUCAUUUUCAUCAUCCGAUUUAUCAAAAAAUAUGCUAUAUCCGACUAUACCAAGUAAACCAAAUCAAACCAGUCAAAGUCCGUUUCCAGCCAAUAGUUCUGCUGCUGCCUCUAGAAAAACACCGGAAUCAUUUCUUGGAGACAAAUUCAUUGGACUUGUUAACCUUGAUAAGCUUGUCACUGAACCAAAAACCACAAAUCCAUUUGGUGCAAAUCCACGUGCACCUAAUCCGUUCGCUCAAACUGUCAAACCACCGACUUUAGAGCAAUUAAGUUCGGUGACUAAUACAAGCGGUUUUUCACAACCACCAACAUUGCCUCCACCGUUGAUUCCACUCUCAAGUUCUCUUGCACCAACUCCACCACCAGAUAAUGACGAUUGUUGGAAUCAUCUAAAAACUUAUUUGAGACGUUAUCGAAAUGCCUUAAACUUAUUAAAUGAAGCAUGUUCAAAAUGGAAAAUAAUUCAUCAUGAAACACCAUUACUAUUUAUUUUACAAUUAGGUGAUAUUAUUGAUGGUAUAUCUUUUAAAAAUGGAAAAUCUGAUCAAGAUUUAAAAACAAUUUUAGAACCGUUUAAUCAAUUGAAAUCAGAGAUUCAUUGUCAAAUUUAUCAUCAUUGGGGUAAUCAUGACUUUUAUAAUUUUAAACGAGAAAUACUACAUUCAUUACCAUUAUGUUCAUUUGAUACAAAACAAAUUUAUCCUGCACAUUAUGGAACAUUUGAAGUAUGUAAACAUUUACGUAUUAUAUCGCUUGAUACAUAUGAAACAAGUGGAUUAGGUGUGGAUAAAACAAGUACCGUUUAUCAACAAGCAGUUGAUAUGUUAAAAAAACAUAAUAGUAAUGAUAAUUUGAAUGAACCAGGUAAUUUAAGAGGACAUCAAAAACGAUUUGUGUUAUUUAAUGGUGGUGUAAGUGAUAAACAAUUAGAAUGGUUAAAUAGACAAUUAGCUGAAGCAGUGGAAAAUAAUGAAAAAAUUAUUAUUACGGGUGAGAAUCAGCGUCAUAAUCCAAUUCAUCCAAGUGCUUGUAAUAACAUGUGUUUGUUGUGGAAUUAUAAAGAAGUUCUAGAUAUAUUAUGGCAAUACGAUUGUGUUAUUGCUGUUAUAUGUGGUCAUGAUCAUGAUGGCGGCUAUUUUCGUGAUCGAAAAAAUAUUCAUCAUUUAACAUUUUCGGCGAUUGUCGAAACGAAUCCAAAUACGAACGCUUUUGCUACUGUUCAUGUAUAUCCAGACUGUUUAUUAAUUCAAGGUGUCGGUCGGAUUAGUACAUAUCAAAUUGAUUGUCAAGAGAAAGAAAGAAAAACAAUGAGAUUAUAUAAUCGAGCGGUGCUUAUACAUCGGCGAAUUAUUUAUCAGCCUUGGAAAGAUCAGGGUAUUUCAAUGUUAAAAUAUGCCACUGAGCAUAUUCCACAUAUUGUAUUUGGAGUACCGUUAGCAGUUUUUUGUAUGGCUGUAUAUGGCUUCAAAAGUGUUUACAAAGCGAAUAAAUAUCAAUAUAAUGUAUAUAAACGACGUUGUAUGGUUCGUCGACCAGAGGAUGUACCACUAGAAUAUCGUCCGUUUUGCAGUUAA